UUAUAUCUUUCGUCUGACAACACAGCAGUUUUGCUCAAUCAACGCUGCAGCGAGUAGCGGGGUUCGUGUGUAGAAUUUGUCAUUCGUACAAAUUUAGAUAACAAAAUCACGAAAUUAGGUGAAAACGUUGUGAUCGAAUAUAAAUAACGGCAGUUAAUUUCGUUUUGGUGUGUAAUAUAGACAGUGUCGUUCUAAACCCUGUGCUAUUGUGUGAAAAAAGUGGUAAAACACGAAUGCUUAAUCUCGAAAGUGUUACAAAAUGAGUAAUUUCGCGAAAAUUGUCAAAACUACGCCGAUUACAGAUGAUUACGACAUCUCAAAUACAGUCCUCGGCCUUGGGAUCAAUGGAAAGGUUCUAGAAUGCAAAGAGAAGAAGUCCGGCUUGAAGCGAGCGCUGAAGGUGCUACACGACAGCGUGAAAGCGAGAAGAGAAGUUGAACUACACUGGAGAGCUAGUGGAUGCAAACACAUAGUGGAGGUUAUCGAUGUAUACGAGAACGCUUACGGCGGCAAGACCUGUCUUCUAGUCGUGAUGGAAUGUAUGGACGGUGGCGAGCUGUUCCAGAGGAUCCAGGAUAACAGGGACGGUGCCUUCACGGAGAGACAGGCCGCAGAGAUAAUGCACUCGAUCUGUGUUGCCGUGAGGCACCUACACGACACGAACAUCGCCCACCGAGACAUCAAACCCGAGAACCUCUUGUACUCAAGCAUGGAGCCGAAUGCGGUGCUCAAGCUCACGGACUUUGGUUUCGCUAAGGAGACCUUAUCGCCGGCAGACACUCUCCAGACCCCAUGCUACACGCCCUACUACGUCGCGCCCGAGGUCUUGGGCCCGGAGAAGUACGACAAGUCCUGCGACAUCUGGUCCCUGGGCGUCGUGAUGUAUAUACUGCUGUGCGGAUUCCCACCGUUCUACUCCAACCAUGGUCUCGCCAUAUCGCCUGGCAUGAAAAAGCGAAUCCGUCUGGGCCAAUACGAUUUUCCUGAUCCGGAAUGGUCGAGCGUUUCAUCGGAAGCGAAGAAUCUCAUCCGGGGAAUGCUCUCCGUCGAUCCAGCCAAGAGGAUGACCAUACAGCAAGUAAUGUCCAGUCCCUGGGUGCGGCAGUACACCCAGGUCCCGCAGACGCCCCUCUACACGAACACGCUGCUGCGUGAGGCCGGAGACGCGUGGCCCGACGUCCAGGAUGAGAUGACCCGCUCCCUCGCCACCAUGAGGGUAGACUACGACCAGGUACAGGUGCAAAUAAAAGCUUUGGAGCAAAGCAAUAAUUCGUUGUUGAACAAACGCCGCAACAAGGUCGGAGCUUGACCGAUCUGACGCAUCGGACUUUCGACAAAGACUUUAAACAAUAAACUAACUAACCGGCCGUUCGUAAAUACAUAUAAAGUUUGAUGUGGAGUUUGUGUAUUACGCGACACGACCCCGCGUUCUGGUGGGGUGCCCUCACAUGCGAUCCCUAGAGGAUCCCCUGGUCUUCAACUGGUCCCCUGUCCAGGGGUCUCCUCGGUGCUACUUCAGACCAAACUCUUCAGCUUGGACGUCCAAACAAUGCUUUAAAGCACAACUUCCGUGACGGUAGUCAAACAAAAAGCGAAUGUGAACCGUAUAGUCAUAGAGUGAGCGUUGCUAAUCGCGUGUGUCAAUAGCAAAGUCUUCGAUAGGAACAAUAUGAAAUUUCCUCUAGGUUUUUUUUUGUUAAUAUAAUUUUUAAUAUAUAAUAUGGUUGUUGUAAUAUAUAAAUGUUUACAUUAACGAGAUGACACAACAAAACGUCUCGUCCUAAAUCAGUUUCAAACAAUCCUAAGUUGAUUUUUUUAAUUGAAGACAUGAGUGGAUGAAAGGGUUAACCAUUACAAUUUUUAAGAUUUUUGAGUUUUUACAUUGAACGAAGGUGUUAUGUGCCUAUAAACCAAUUUAAACCUUAAAACUGCGGGCUUAAAGGCUAUUUUUAGAAAUUGCAUGUGAUGAAGGAUCUGUUUGCGAAGAAAAGUACAAGUAGCAAAAGCUUGUUGCCCGUUUUCUCAAUAUUAACAAAUUGUAUCAUAUCACCUUCAUCCACUCAUGUCUUCGAUCACUUGUUAAUUGAAAGAGAAAUGCUUUAACAAACUAUAAACAUACAUAUCGAGGGGUGAAAGGCGGCUUAAGGGUGGCCUAAGCGACAUUUUUGCAAUUUCACAGGAGAGCCAUGUAAAGUUUAAAAUUUAGAAGAAAGAAAAUCAUAACAAAAAAAUUCCUUGGGCUAUUUAAAUGGAGUAAUAUUAAUUGAAGUUCAAUUAGAAGCAUCGAAUUGCUAAUGAUAAUACCAAAUACAAAGUACCUUUAAUUACAAAGAUAAAUGUCGCGUGUUAAGCGAAAUGACGCUUAAAUCAAGUAUAUAGCCUUUCCCCUUCGAUAUCAUUAUCUUUAAUUUGGUCUACGAUUUUAAAUGAAUCCCUUAAGAAAUCUUAACCCAAAAACCCUUCUAAUUGGCUCGUCCUUAUCGCUAAAACCAUUCUUUAUUCUAUACAUAGAUGUAUAGAAUUAUACAUCUAUGUAAUGGAAUUUUUGUACGCCAUUUUCAUCGACUUGAAGACGUCUGAUAUAAUUGAGAUACAUGAGAUAUAAUUGAGAACAAAUCACGCACGGUCAUCCGGCUCAAAAUUAGGAUUCUCUGUGAUGUGGGUGCCAGAAUCUGACACACAUAUGUACUUGUAUAUGUUAAAAUGUGUACAUACAUAGAUAAUAAACACCUAGACGAAGAUAAAACAAAUCUAUUCAUCACACUGCCCGAUGCGGGAAUCGAACUCACGACCCUCGGCGCAUCAGUCAGGGCCGCUAAUUACUGCUCCUUAGCCUGAGUUUCUCGCCGGAUCUUUAGUGGGUCGCGUUCCCGAUCCGGUGGUAGAUUAUGCGAAGCACGGCUCUUGCUAGGGCCAGUGUUAGAUCACACCCGGCUUGAGCCCCGUGAGCUCACCUACACGUCAAGGAGAAGCUGAUAUAGCCUCUCAAGGCUAUCGGCAUAGGUGGGGGAAAAAACUACACCACCGAGACAGUCUGAGAAACCUUCAAUAAGACCCGCUUGCAUGUAACACAUUCUGCAUACGAAUCGAUACGAUGACCUUACCGGGGAUUCCCCGUUUGCGAUCAUGGUCUUAGAUACAUCGAAUUCGAAACGCCAAAAGGGCUCCUUCAUAACGCGAUUCGAUGCCUUACCCUCUGAACAUACGGUUCAAUUCGUCUACUUGAGAAGCCACUCGCCGACUACCGAUGCUUCGUUCAAUGCUCGACGUAAUACAGUGAUAAUUGAAGACUUAAACAUUACAUCUCUACUUAAAAAAGAAACUUUAAUGUAUUAUGAAUAUAUUAUUUGUAAUAAGUUCUGUAUUUUCGGCAGUACAUACAUAUGUGCGCACAUUUUAUUUAUAUAUACUGGGUGUUAGGAGACCGCUUCCGAAAACGAAGACAGACGAUAGUACUAAUGACACCUUUGAUGAUGGGACGGAAAAAAUCAAUCCUGAUUUUUAAAAAAAAGCAUACUUUUAAAACGUUUUAUUAGCAUUAUUUACGCUCUAUCAUGUUAGUACAGCUAAAUGAAACGAUUGUUUCAUAAAAAAUACAUUACUUUACUUUAAAAAAAAAAAACCAGCAAUGAAACACAAAAUCCAAAACAGCUGAUGCUCGGGUCAAUGAACGUCCGGGCGCGGCGCUGAUACCGCGCUCCCCAAAUUUACAACUUUGUCGGUAAAAAAUAUUCGUUUUCAGAAGCGGUUUCCUAACACCCAGUAUAUAUUGCUAUAUCGAGAGGUAAAAGGCUAUUUGUAUUUAAGCGUAAUUUUCACAACAUUACAGAAAAGCCAUUUAAAGUUUAUUGGAAAAAAUAUCUUAACAAAAAGAAAAAAAAAACAUUUUCAGGUAUUCGAAUGGAGUAAACUCAAUUGAAGUUCGAUUAAAAACAUCAAACUGUUGAUGCUAAUGCCAAAUAAAACGGACCUUUAACUCUUCUCUCUUUUUCUCCACCUUAUCCCACUAGGUGGGGUCGGCACAGUUAAUUUUUCUCUUCUAUUAUCUUCUAUAAGCCGUCAUCUUAACACUCACUCCUCUCUCUCUCUAUCGUAUCGUCAUUCACACACUCCAUCCAUGUCCUCUUCGGUCGACCUCUUCCCCCUCUAAACGGACCUUUAAUUACAAAGAUAAAGUCGCUUAUACCACAUAACCUUUCACCCCUUGAUAUGUUACGUAUAUAUACUCACGUUACGUAUAUAUUUUUAUGUAAAUUUACAAUAAAUAAUAGUUCAAAUAUACAUAGAUUCUAAGAUUAAUGUUACGUACUUACGUAUUAAACUUUAAGGUUGUAUGCAAGAAUUAAGCUUGUGAUAAUAAAGUAGUAUUUCAAUGAAAUAUUUAGUUGGUGUUACAAUAAAUAUAAUGGGUUUAAGUUCGGCUAGCAUUCGCUCACACUAUAAGUGAAUCCUUCUAUCUCAUUCUCACUCAGGCUAAAUCCUAUACGUCUAUAUGUUUGUCUCUUUUUAGUGUCGUUUUAACGUCCAUUGCUGUUUUUUUUUUUUUACUGAACGCAUAUCGGCAAUGGAAUUCCAUGUAAAAUUUAAGCUCUAAAAUCCCGUAAACAUUUCAAUGCAAGCUCGUAAAUAUGAGCCUGUUAUAUAAAAGUAUAUUUAAAAUGCAAUUAGAACAUUAGUAUUGACUAGGAAAUUUUAAAAGCGAAAUCAAAAUUAACGUCCCUAUAAAAUAUUUUUACGUUCGUAUAAACGAUUCGAUAAAUAGAGUAAGAAUUAAUUUAAUUGAAUUGCGAUUAUUACAUUAAAAAUUGUAUAUUCGUCAGAAACUGCUUUAUUGUAAUGUAUCAUUAAUUGUGUAAAUAUCAAGGUGCAAAUUACACUCGCAGGCAAUGCUAGAAGUUCUCUGACUAUGAGUAACAAAAUAAAAAUCAUUUUUUUUGCAUUACGCAAUGUAAUUCAAUUAAAAAACAGCUGACACUUGAGGUCAACGCACUCUUGUGACUCUUCGCUUCAUUGCGUAACCUAUUUUAUUUCGCAAACAUACUGACUAUACAUAAUAUUUAUAUUAUUAUUAUUUAUUUAUUUAUUGCCCUUGUAGGCAGACUAGCAUCAGCCCACCUGAUGGUGAGUGGUUACCGUCGCCCAUGGACUUCAGCAAUGCCAGGUUCAGAGCCAAGCCGCUGCCUACCGGAUUAGUAAUUUCGUAGGCCUGUCAAAGUUAAUGACUAUUAUCUUAAGUUUCCAUAAUGUUUGACUAUAGUAUGGACGUGUAUAACUCCAAGUAACGUUUUUUUUUUUAACAUAUCCUUAAUCGUCAAUCUAAACUUCUAAAGCUAUCACUUUAGUGAUAAUAAAUUAUGAGUAUAAUUAAAAUUUAUUUUACGGGCGUUUAAAAUCGCGUUUUUUUUCUUCAUUAUCAUUAUUGUACUGUAUUAAAAUUAAUACAUAUAUUCAUAAUUUGUCACAAAAAUAUUUUUAUAUAUCACUUUUUGUGUGUAAACUUUACAUUACUCAUUAAUAUAUUAUGUCUAUAGUCUUUUUUGGACGAUGGGUUUUGUGUGUAUAUACAGUAUUCGUUGUAAAAAUACUUAUAUUCAAAUUGAAUUUUUAUUUUUUUGUUUUUUCGCCAAUCAAAGCGAUAUAAUAAAUUGCUUAUUUUUAUUUAAUAUCCAACCGGACCUAUAACAGAAUAUUAGCUCGUUCAAUUACUGUUUGCUUUUGUAACGACAAUUUAUUGAGUCAACCAACCGCAGCUUACGUGUAUGAAUUUACUGGUGGUAGGACCUCUUGUGAGUCCGCACGGGUGGGUACCACCGCCCUGCCAUUUCUGCCGUGAAGCAGCAAUUCGUUUCGGUUUGAAGGGCGGGGCAGCCAUUGUAACUAUACUGAGACCUUAGAACUCAUAUCUCAAGAUGAGUGGCGCAUUUACGUUGUAGGUAUUUAUGGGCUCCAGUAACCACUUAAUACCAGGUGGGCUGUGAGCUCCACACAUCUAAGCAAUAAUUUUUUUUUGUGUAUAUUAGCCCCAAAUGACGUCAUAAGUGACGUAACGCGACGUGCCAACAAAUUUUCGCGUGUGGACAGAGAAUUUCAGUUCCCUCUUCCACGCUUGCAUCUUAAUCCUAUUAUAUUAUAAUUAGCUGACCGAAAAAUUGGCAUUGAAUAUAUACAUUUAUUUUUGUCUCAAAUAUAUGUUACAUUGAAAAUUCUGGUGCGAAAAACUAAAAUGGUGAUGAAUGUGUUUUAUUAAAGAAUACGAAAACAAAUCAUUAUUUUUAUAUUCUACAUCACAAAGCCAUUAUUAAUAUUGGUUUAAAUGUUAUUCGUAAUUAUUAAGGUUUAAUAUGUACUUAUUUAGAAUGUAGUUGAAUAAAUGUUAGAAUCGGUUUAGUUUUUAUUGGUUGAAAUACGGCGAGGCUCAAAAAACAAGCGCGAAUCUACCCGCACGCUCUGGUACCGCAGUCUCUGUGCUUAGUGCGAGUUUUUAACGUUCUCGCUCGCGUAAAAGUUAACUCAAAUUCGUAUGGAGUUGGAGCAGCGCCCCUAGCGGCGAACGAAGGGAAGCUGUUCCAACUCCAUACGAAUUUGAGUUAGGUUUUACGCGAUCGAGAAGUUAAAAAACUCGCAAACGAAGGGUAGCUGUUCCAAUUGCAUACAAAUUUGAGUUAAUGUUUUACGCUAUGAAGAAGUUAAAAAACUCACACUAAGCACGCUGAGUAACUAAUGAUCUGUUAAAACGCAUACGUCAAAUUCAUUCACAAUCGUUACAUAAAUGUUUAACAUUUUGAGUGAGUGGAUUUUGAAAUUCCAAUUGAAGCCACUAGAGCCAAAGUAUUGAGGUAAUAAGUACGGAAGCCUUGAUUUCAGAGAUAUUUAAAAAAAAUAAUAUGCUUUCUGUUUUUCUCAUUAAAAUUGUAGUUUAUACAAUAUUUUGAAAGUUUAAAGAGGUGAUCUCUUUGGCUUUUAAUUUAUAAAAAUGCAAUCAUCGUCUAAAUUAUCUACUACAAAUAUAUCCUUACUUAAACAAACAAUAAUUAAAUUAUGCUUACUUCUUUAAUUUCGAUAUGUUGUCAACUAUUGCAUUGUUGUUUGUGCCUAUAAUCGAAAUAUCAGUGACCAAGUAUUUCUUGUCAAUUUGUCGAUAUUGAUAAUCACUUUGUUGGUACAACUAACUAAAUAAAUAAUGAAAUUUAAUCACAAUAUUCUCUUACUUGAUCAAUUAUUGCUAUUUAAUGAAUUCUUACCGCGAUUCCUGGUUUAAUGUGUAUAUUUUGUGGACACGAAAUCCAAUGGCAACCCCCAAAAAUAGACUAGAACGAGGGUAAACCGAUUUUUAUCUGCUCCUAAAAUAUCGCAGUCUUCAGUCUACCUGCAACCGUCGCGCUUGCAACGCGUCAAAUUAUUGAGAACUCUUUAAAUCCAACUACUGUGAUAAGAACCCCUUAAUGUUAGGGCUUAUAAAGCUCAUAAACGUAACAUGAAAUAGCACCAUCUUCGACCUGGUAACAGUAGCGCGUCCCAGUUAGUUAGCGACGGGGUAGCUAAUAAAAACGAAAUCUCAAUAUUUGAAGAUUAAUUUAACUGAAGGUGACAUGUGAUAGCCGUGUAGUCGAAAGACAACUACCCUACUUUCGCAUUUGUUGGUAACAAAUAAUAUAGAUAGCUCUUAUUUCAAUGCGGUUAGAGCUUAAAAUCAAACCUUGAGUUUUGAGUACUUAAUUCGUUACCAAGGAAAUUCAUUUUCCGAGUACCAGUGGCUGCAGAGUGCAGUGAAAUGUAUGUAAAAGGCUUAUUUUGUUUAAUUGAUUGCCUUGGACUGUAGAUGCAUCUUCAGCCACUAACACCGUUCUCCAAACACAUUGGUAUAGUCAGCUGUAGUGACAGAAAAUCCUCCAAAACUAAAACAUCUAAAAUUACACUACAAUUAAACUAGAUAUUAGUUUUAGUAUGCGUCCAGUGACGAACACAUAUUACACUUAAUUGAAUGCAUUUAACAUCACGACGCCAAAUAUGUUUAAACACUGAUGAAUCCCUAUAUUUUGGGUUAAUAUCGUUGUAACUGUUCUAUGUAUAAUAAAAGAAUACCGUUUAA
This is a messenger RNA of Bombyx mori (domestic silkworm), 8089 nucleotides long. It is a transcript of the gene MAPk-Ak2, whose product is annotated as MAP kinase-activated protein kinase 2. The transcript is spliced from 8 exons. Lineage: Eukaryota; Metazoa; Arthropoda; Insecta; Lepidoptera; Bombycidae. Gene Ontology annotation, molecular function: calcium-dependent protein serine/threonine kinase activity; mitogen-activated protein kinase binding; ATP binding. Gene Ontology annotation, cellular component: cytoplasm; nucleus. The coding region runs from base 260 to 1309 and encodes 349 amino acids. The record is from RefSeq and is a predicted model, not a curated record. Gene Ontology annotation, biological process: intracellular signal transduction; protein autophosphorylation; peptidyl-serine phosphorylation.